AUGAAAUUUGAUAAGUAUGAAUUCAUAAAAUUUUAUAUUUGUGUUACUUAUCCUCUUUAUUAUUAGCAUCUUUUAGAGACUGAAGUAGAAAAUUAGGAGAAAGUUUUUGAACAAGAAAUAGAGUUAAAUGCCUUUUUAAUUUUGGAUAGUCUAUCUAAACCAAUGAAUAUUUAUUUAAUUCGUACCCCUUCUAAUUUAAUAUAAAAUUUAAAGUAUCUGUGUUUAAAUAUACUUGGUUAAAAUAAUAUAACAAGUUUUUACAUUUGGAAAUUAAAUAAGCUAACUAAAUAAUCUAGAGAAGCUAUAGUUAUUGAUUUCGAAAUAGAAUGA
Molecule: messenger RNA, 330 nt
Organism: Tetrahymena thermophila SB210
Lineage: Eukaryota; Ciliophora; Oligohymenophorea; Hymenostomatida; Tetrahymenidae
Exons: 2
Source: RefSeq, a predicted model, not a curated record